Molecule: messenger RNA, 2284 nt
Organism: Osmia bicornis bicornis
Lineage: Eukaryota; Metazoa; Arthropoda; Insecta; Hymenoptera; Megachilidae
Product: interaptin-like
Exons: 2
Coding region: 216-1307 (363 amino acids)
Source: RefSeq, a predicted model, not a curated record
GAUUUCCCUUCAGUGCUUUUUCACUAGACGAACGGAUGCUAUGAUUCAUACUUACUUCAACCACAUUUAGAUACGCAGUGAUCUGUUUAGCUCUGUUGCAAAAAUUUGAAGCUUUUAUUUCCACAAUCUUCUUUUUACGCGGCUUGUUAUUACAAAUAUACAUACUUGUGUAUUUUUGCAGUUUUGGUAGAGAGUAAACAAUUGAAUACUUUACGAUGGACAAAAAAGAUGCUAUUCAGGAUAGUCAAGAUAAACAAGUUCUGAAGCGAUCUGUACAAUCAGAUAGACAAUUUGCUUACAAAAAAGAAGCAUUUAGAGAUGUUACUGAAUUUGCUGAAACAAGAAAGGAUGAAAUGCAAAAACUACUAGACGAUUUCAAUAAAAAGUGGCCAAUAGGAUUAAUGUGGGAUUCCAAAGUACCUGAGAAGGAUAAAUGGCUUUUCUAUUUUUUUUCUCUUCAGACUUCAGAUAAGCAAGCAGUUACUCAAGCAAUAGAAAAGUAUCUAAAUCUUUACAAAGACAUAUAUGAUAUCAAGAACAUGAAAGAUGCUAAUGAUGAAGAGAGCAUUAACAAUGCUUAUGAUAAAAUUCAAGAUUUGUACGAUGAGUUAACAAAUAUGGUUAAAAAAGCUGAAAUAGAAAAAGAGACUACAAGUAGCAGUACUGUUUAUAACUUACACAAAGAUAUGAUAUCAAGGAAAACACAGAUUGUAAAAAAAUUAGAAAGGGUCGAACUUUCCAUUUCAAGACAACAAAUACAAGGUUUAACGAAUAAAUUGAAAAGUGCUCUGAAGGUAUGUGACGAAAAUAAAGAACAAAUAAAUACCCUUCAACAAGAGAAUAAAGAAAUUAAAGAAGAGUGUAAAAAAGUUAUAGAAGAAAAUAAGACAAUAAGAGAAGAUAUGAGAAAUUUGAUGCAAGCAAUAUCUAUUUAUAUGGAACAAAGAGAAGCAGAUCUAAAUAAUGCUGAUGAACAAGGAGAAAGCUCUAGUCAGCAGCAACAAUAUGCUCAAAGUGCUAAUGGUCAACAAGAAUCAGGUGUCCAAGCUUCUGACAUCGAAGCUAAUCAGCAACAAAAGUCAAAUGUUCAAGUUACCAGUGAUCAGGCUAGUCAACAGAAGGAAUCAGGUACUGAACCUGCUAAUGAUUCAAAUGUACCGUCAAAACCACGUAGUAGGUCGUCAAGCGUUUCAAGUACUGGUAGUAGCAAUGGUAAUCAAUUAGACCCAAGUAGCAAGUUAAGGUCUUUAUGUUCUAAUGAUAGUGCCAGCGACAUUGAAAUAAUCAGCAACUCACAAUGUCGUUAAUCUGGCAAAAGCAUACUAUUAUGGUGGGGCUUUGGAUCCACUUUAUUUGAAAAUUUAUACAAAAAAAAGCUUUCAUGCUAAAGAACUUUUAGAACAUAAGUUUUCUGAAGGUAUAAAAGAACAGUAUAUCCCACUGCUUGAGGUUUUUGGCAAGGAAAAAUUGUAUUGGUGGUAGCCAUGGAGCUGUAAGGUAAAAGUACUCAAAUAGAUAAGAAACAAUAUCAGAGAGCAAUAGAAUAUGUGAACUAUACUUGGUUUUGGAAGAUAGUUUUUGGUUUACUUAUCCCAGUGUUGAUUCAUGUUGAUUCAACGUGUGAUGUGAAAUUGUUUAGGUUGCCUAACAUAUUACAGGAACUUGAUAGUAGUCUUGAAGAGAUAAGGAGGCACAUAAAGCAUAAAGAACAGCAUGAAGAAUAUUUAAAAGUGGCUGAUAAAACCAUUCAGAAGCUAUCUUCAAAAUAUCACCCUGAUAAAGUAAAAAGUAAAGGUGGCUCUGAUGAAGAGUUAGCACAAGUUCAAAAAAUGCAAACUAUAUUAAAUGCGACAAGAUCGGUACUAAAUAGCCUUACUAGAGGCUAUUUUGCUAGAAAAUCACGUUCUUAUUGAUUGAACAAUAAACAACUAAUAAAAAAUACAGUAACAAAAGCGACUUUAUUGUGACAAAAAGAUUUUAAUUCAAUUGAAAUUAACCACACAAAGGAUUCUUAAUUACUGCUCUCUGAUGGAACAUAGCUGGAACAUGAAUCUCUACCGUGUGCGCACAAAUUAGAAAUGUGGGAUUGUAAGUACUGUUGGUUACAUUUAUGCAUUUGCUUUUUAAUAUGUUAUAUAAUUUUUAACAAAUUUUCAUCUUUAUAAGUAUUUUAUCUUUAUCUUUAUUUCAUUAUGAUAUAAAAUAUUCAGUUUUGAUACGUCAGCAUGUGACUAUAUCUUAAUAACAUUAUUAUUAUGACGAAAACAUUAGUUUGUAAUGAAAA